CUUAUAAAUAACCAGAUAAAACAAAAAUCUUGAAUUUUCAUUCAUAAUAAGCUUUGUGCAUUGUGUUGUGUUCAUUUACUGUUAUCGCACAUAUGUCCCUUCUUCUGAUCAUUUAUACAACAUGCUAGUUUCAAAAAUCAUAGUUGUGUUGAUAAUUUUAAAUGUACAGACUAUAGUUAGCCGUGCUUCCAUUGUCGAGUUAGCAUCAGAUGAGAUCGAUGAUUUUGUCAAAACGCUGGAUACUAGAGUAAUUUACUUCGAGACAAAAGGUACGUUAUAGUUUUAGUGAAGUGUUUGUCGUUUGCAUCACUUAUAAAUUAUCAAAGGCCUAUAUAUUAUCACGGAUAUAUGAAUUAUAUUAAAAUUUCCUUUUCAGAUGCACAGACGAAAUACCCGUUAUUUAUAGAAGAGUAUACCCAAUCAGCUCACAGCUUAGGCUCUUAUGGAGUACAGUUUGGCAAGGUACAGUAUCAUUAUUUGUUCAUCAAUUGCAAAUAUCAAGAAUAUAUUUGAACAAACCAAUACACUACCGGGGGCAGAACACCCCACAGGCCAAAACCAACCCAGAUUGUACAGGAAGAGGUUCAAGUCUCAGAUUGUACAGGAAGAUGUUGAUCUAAGAUACUACUUUCAACAACUAAAUAUUAGACAGGUUCAGAUUUGACUUCCACUACCACUACCGCUACCUUAAAUGUGUUACGCAUGCGCAGUAACUGCAAGAGCAUGAGGAAAUCGUCGCAAGUUUUUGUUUUGGGACCGUAACAAAGCGAUUUAUUGUCGUCGGGAGAAGUCUAAUCUGAACAGGUCUAAACAGUCCGUUGCAACCGCUACCCAUGGAGCCGUCAAAUGUAGCGGUAGUGGUAGUGGAAGUCAAAUCUGAACCUGUCUAUUGUCCUAGCUGCUUUGUAGACCUAUUCUGUGAUUACUUUGACCAACCCGCAUGUUGAUAUUGACUGGCAUCUUAUGACCUCUUACAAACUGCAAAUUGUACCUCUUAUUUUUAUUUUCAAUAGCAAAAAUAGAUUAUCUUUGCAUAUCAAUAAUCCUAAAAUCCUAUCUAAAUAAUCCAUAAUCUUUUUUUUUAACCAGCAAUUAUCUGUAAUCCUGCCCAAAAAUGCCAAAUACCGGUAAUCUGUAAUCCUAAAACCCUAACAGGGCCUCCCUAGUGUGGACCAUUUAAUGUCCAGUUUGCACUGAAAAGUCAGUUUUUAUACCAAUUGUGUAAUAAUCGUGGAUUCUGGCAGACCGAACUAACUCCUCUGUGAACAAGUCCGCAAGAGAGACAAAAUCUAUCUGUUGACUGCAGUCUCUAAGUCCUGUGCCGUGCAGUAUCCAAAUGUAUCAUUGCUCUGUUUGGUAUUCUCACUAUUCAUCCAGUCUUUACUUUAUAAACUCUAAUGUUUCAUGGACAAAAUUUACCAGCAAUCAGUUUUAGGCGUCACAGCUCACGUUUCAGACACAAAAAUUUAUAAUUAAUAUUGGCAAUUCAUGGCUCUAUCAUGGAACUGAAUACCCUUUACCACUCUCAAAUAUGUGAAUACCAUAAACUUCUUCAUAUAAAACAAUCUUAAUAUACAGCAUUUUUAUAUGUGCACAGAGGUGAAUGAAAACAGUGAACGAAAACAGUGAGUGAAUAACAUUUCCUUGUUUGCAAUUGUGCUAAUAAAAACAUUCAGAAAAAUGUAAUUCAUAGCUUUCACCAACCCCUAUGCUAAAUAAAUCAGGAAUUUGUGGAAGUUUCUUAAAUGCUCAUAAUUAACUUCCUGUUCAAAUCGACCAAUUAAAUUGUUAAUCUUUAAAAUACUAUCCAAUGUAUUAUAAUUAAACUGUUUGAUAUUGAUCACAUCAUUCUUGACAUAUUUUGAGUAACCUUUACGGCCACACAAACUGUAUCUUUCCUUGUCCCAAGUUUGGUCCAGCCUGUUUACUACCAUUUAAAUUGAGCCAAUAGAAUUCUAAACAUAAAAAAGGGACCUGUGCACAAGAGAUUGAUCCAUGCAGCCACUUCUUAAUAAAAAAAUCAUGAAAUUGUCAGUGGUGCCUAAAUUACUAUGAAUUUGUAAUCGAGUGAAAGUAGAAGUAAUUAACAAUAAAACGACUUGAGUAAGAGUAAAAAUAAAAAGUACUGGAGGCAAAACAUACUUAAGUAAAAAGUACAAAGUAUCCUUAAAAAAUACUUGAAGUAAAAAGUAAAUUAAAGUAAAGUAUUAUUAUUGGGGGGGGGGGCAUCUCCAAUGGAUUGAUAUACAAAAGACACAAAACAGCGCACACAGUAUAUGGAUCCACCUAAUAUACAAUAUUUCAUGGUAGGGCCUACUUUGCAGACCCCGUUGAAGAUAUAAGAAAUCCAUUAAAUAAAUGAUGCUUAUAAGUAAGCCACAAACAAGAGAUCCCAGACGCAUGUAGAGGUCUUAUUACCUAUCUCAAAAUUAAAAUAAAUCCGGAGUAAAUCACGUAAAAUUAUACAAAAGUUAGAAAGUAACGAAAUACUUCGCCACAAAAUGAAAAUAACGAACUAAUUAAAACGUUAGGCCCGUUUCAUACGCCGUACUUCACAUGUGCCGAAUACAUUAAAGACAAUAGGUAAUGAGCUGAAAUGCCUCAUUAUCUAUUGUUUUUAAUGUAUUCGGUACAUGUGAAGUACGGCGUAUGAAACGGGCCUUACUUCUUAAAACAACUUCGUUCCAGGUAAAAGUACUCCAGAAAAAGUUUACUUUGUUACAUGCUAACUUUUCAAAAAUAGUACUCAAGUACAGUAACGAAGUACAUUUGCUUCAUGACUUGACACCACUGGAAAUUGUUUGCAUGGCUCAUAUUGCCUGCUCAUUCUAUCUUUAGUUAAAAAUUCUACAGCUGGAGUAGUUGCCUCAGUUGUUAGAGUGAUGUUUAAUGAAUGCAGCCAACAUCUUUCAGUUGUGUCAAUCUUUUCACCUUGGUUCUAAACUUAUAUACAACUUAAUAAAUACUUGGUUACAACUUAUAUUUAUCCAAGGAUCACAGAAGUAUGGGGUGUCGGAUUUUGCAAAUAGUAUCCUUUGGUUGACCAGCAUUGUUUUCAUUGGUACAUGUAUGUACAAAGUACAUACCAAAAUACCAAAUAUGUUUCAGGAAUCUGGCACUUCAGCUCUAGAACAUGUGGUGGCAUCACCAUAGUGCCUGUAGCAAUGGAGCUAAAAAUAUUGAAAAGCAGGCACUUAGCAAGGUAUUCUAUUACAGGAAUAAAUAAAAAAAAUGCUCUUUUAUAGCGUGAUAUAGUGCAGUAAUUAUUCCUUGUGGAGAAGCAAUCUAACUUUAGAUGCUUGCAUGAAGUUUACACGUUCAAAAUUUGAGCUACCUAGUAACGUGUUGAACUUGUAUUUGAGGGGCUUGUCCAGUGUAUAUAUAUAUAUAUCAAUGCUACACUUUAAACGUUGCCCGCCAUGCAUCGGGCCCUUGCUGGUGCAGUUCACGUAGUAUUAGCCUGUGCAGGCUAAUGAUUGGAUUAGUACAUGGAUAUACGCCCAAACCAAGGUGAUUAGCAGUCUGAGUGUUAUGUUUCCAAUCCUCGGUCUUUACCUUUGUCAGUCCCAGCGCUUUUGGUGUUUUUGAAUGUUUUCAAAUGAAUAUACAUACGUCUGUCAUCUCUUUUGCAUUUUUUGACCGAUCUUAGUUCACCUCAAUUCUUGUGUCAUUUACUAGGUUUGAUACACGUGCAGCGAUCAUUUUUGAUAUUGAAAACUCAGUUGGAUCCUAUUUUGACUGUUGUCAAUUUCUUUGCCGUGAAAAAUUCUUUCUCGAUCUCUCUUGGUAUUGCUACAGAGUUGGUGUUAUCAGCCGGUUCAGAAAAGUGAAUUAUUUUUCAGUACAUUUUCCUUUUCCUUGAUCUUUUACUCUAUUACCUUGUCUCACUGGGAGAAGUGUCCUUAAAGGCCCAUUUACACGAUGCGAUUAAUUGUAUACGAUUCUUACUCUGGCGUAUGUGAUCGAAUAAACACGCGUGCAAACGUCACAUUUCAAAUUUCGCCAUUAGCGAAUAAGCAAUAACGUGGCAUUUAGCACUCGUUUUCAUUCGUCAGAAUGACAAUCGUAUACAACUAAUCGUAUCGUGUAAAUGGGCCUUAAUAGACCUUUUUAAAAAUCUGACUUGUGACGUAGUUUGCGGAUAAAUACGAUCAUUUGGCCAAUCAGACAAGCUAAAUGGCUGUGCGGGGUUUUCCUUUAUCCGCAAACUACGUCACAAGGCAGACUUUUUAAAAAGGUCUAUUAAGUCUUGUAGUUGUACAUCUUCCCACGGUUUUUUUUGGGCACACCUCUUCAAUACCUCCUCUGACAGCAACAGUUAUCGUUUCAUUCGGUUUAUCAAUAUUUUCACGUGAUCAAUUUUCUAGAUACUUUGACAAUUUAUCCAUUGUAGUUCUGCAUGGUCGUCACUUGUUUCCAACCACCAAAAUGACUUGACGUCAUUUUCUUCCGACUGAAUAUCUUCGGUUUCCUGCAUCCUUUCUUAAAGACUGAAAGUUGAUAAUUAGUUUUUGGAGAUCACCAGCUGUUUGUUAUCACUCCUCUGCUCAGAUGAAAUUUCAGAUCAUAUUUCCUCUUAGGGGAACUCAGCCCGGAAGAUACUGUACGUUCAUGACCAGUAACCUGUGAUUAGUAACAAAUAAUUUAGAUGGUCACCAUACCUUGUAGAACUACGGUAUACAUAUAUAUUAAUUUCAAGAUCGAUAGCUGUUUAAACAACCAACGCAAACUUUAUGACAUCUUGUAAUGCGAAUGUUGUGAAAAUCUUAGUGUGCUUUUGAAACGUUUGUCUUCUUCAUGAAAGUUAGUUUCUAUAGUCACGGAUUCAAGGUGCGAUAAAACGCGUACUUAUAUACGUACCGGAGGUACGCCAAUAUUACGAUCUGGUACUUCUGUUUUUGUCAGACACGUAACACUUAAGUACGCGGAUCUUUUGCAAUCUGCGUAGUACUUACUUUUGGCUGGUGACUAUGUGACUUUUAAUUUCAAGCCCAAGGUACCCAAAGCCGUUAUUAAAUUGGUAGAUAUAUGUGUAUAAGUCUGACAUGUCUUGGCAUGACACAUAUCGGACUGACGAGAGCAGUUGCUGCAACCAACAUACUGUAGCUCUCAGGAUCAUUGAGGUACACAAGGCGCUCCACCACGACAACUUCGUAGACUGUGGAGCUCGUGGUCAUGGGGUAGUAAUCAGAGAGUCAGUAAUCAGAGUUUGACAAUCCUGUUAUGAAAGGAUACCUGGAAAGUGUUUGUCUAACCAUGGCCUAUAAAUGCAAUAUAUUCAUUGACGUUCACGUUGAUGUACCAUAUAAGGCCUUGUAGAAAAUGGUUAGUUAUUUGAUUUCCCUGUCAUAGCAUAAAGGCAAUAAGUGGAGCGUCUGCGGUCACUGAUGGUAAGACAUUUCGUUCCCUUUGUAACCGAAGAUCCAUUUGGUAGCUCGCCUCUGUACUCUUUCAAGCUUGGCUUGAAACAUAUCCUGCGCCGGGAACCAAACUUGGGUAGCAUAACAUAACUGUGACUUGACAAGAGUUAAGUAUAAUGUACGUCUCAUUUGAAUAUCAGUUAACAGUGGGCAAGUUUGCUUAAGCAGUCCUGAUAACUUGUUUGGCUUUGCAACAAUUGCGGAUAUGUGAUGAUGCCAAGUGAGUGUAGAGGAUAUAGAGGAUAUGUUCAAGAAAUUCAGGUAAUACUAUAUAUUGUAAUAUUUAACUCUACUAUCUUACAGGUGAAUUGUUCCACUGAAAACCACAAGUACUGCUCAGAACCAUCUGAUCCCAGUUUGUUUGUAUUUAGGUAUAUAUUUUCUAUACUUCUUUACAACAUUUUAUACUAGCUAUAGGCGCUAGGCUUAUCAAUAAGAGAAAUUGACUCAGUGGAUGUUUAUGAUAUGAUCAUUCAGUGCUGAUUUCACUGUUUUUAAAGUCGUCUAGCUUUACGAAACCGAGGUUUCCUAUUGGUCGUAAAGUCCUGUGGUCACCAAGUCAUGUUCGACGAUGUGAUUGUCUUUUGUGUGCUGUAUAUGCAAAUCAGCCUUCAUUGAUUGUAGAGAUACAUCAACACUCUUUCACAUCUGUCCCCUUGAUAUGUUUACGACUAAAUUUAAUGGAAACCAUGGGCGCACUUGCAAUAGACUUUUUUCAAAGUGACGUUAAACGCGGAUAUUAAUUAAACACUUAAUGCGAUAUUACACGGGACAAAUUUUAAACGACAAUUCGCAAUGCAAAUAUUGUUACAAGAAAUUUGGUUGCUAGCUAGAAAACGAUUUGCAUUACGAAUUGUUAAAAAUAGGUACGCAUUGCGUACAUGUGCUAGCCUAAUAUAGACAGCUAGAGAACUUUAAAUGUCAUACGAAAUAAAUACGAUACGUGGCAUUCACGUGAAUAGCGCCUGAUCUAAGAUCAGUGCAAGCACAUUGGCUCCUUUUUCGUUUGAUUGAGGGCAGGUACUUCAUCCUGCACGGAUAUUUUGGAUCCGUGUAAUGUUGAUUUCUGCCCCCAAAACUCGGCUUUUCUUUGCGUUUUGACGAACCUAGUUCUGUGAUUUACUACUCAAGCAUAUAACUAAACAUACGCGGCCGUAUUAUAAACGCAAAAAAAGACGAGUACACCAAUAAUCAUUGAAACAAAGAAUCGUCAAAUGUUCGACCUGCCGUCAAUUUCUGAAUUUUAUCUGAACAUCCUGACUCACAUACUACAUCCUUGUUUUUGUGUUUCUCACAAAUUAGUGAAAUUACAUCCGCGUUUGACGUAAUCAUGGAAAAGUCUAUUAUUUGUAACAUUGUGCGUUCGUGGAAUGAAAACUAUCACUUUGAUAUCUGCACAAUUGAUAAUUUCUUAUCCGAAUAAAAGCAAACACUGUAACAAAAAAUUCGAAAUGCCUUUUGAACAUAUUCUGCGUUUAAGCCAAAAUGGUUAAACCUUAUUUUUGAUGUUUUAUAUCAUUACUACUACUGUACUAGAUCUAAAAUUUAACAUUUAUCAAAUGAUAAGAGCGAUACACUUCUCAAGCAAAAUCUAAAAUUUGAGAUUGAAAAAAUGCCAUGCAAGCGAAAUCACUUUUUAGUUUUUGUAAAACCAGAACAAUUAACGAAGCUAUUUAUCGUCAAUCUUUAAUGGUCGAAGAAAAAGAAAUGGCAACGACUUAAUCUUUUUAGUCAUUUAGUUAUUUUUCAUGUAAUUCCAUAACUUACAGUUACUUAUUAGUAGUAAUGUUAAAUAAAAAUAUCCUGUUUUUUGUACAGGGAUGAAAAGCUACAAAGAUCAUUUCCAAUUAAGAAACUUAAUAAUGAACAUUCCAUUGUGGCCAACAUCUUACAUCGGUACGUAAUUUACAACUUUAUUCUAUGAAUUAUUAAAUUAAAUUGCCGGAAAGUAACAGAAAAAGGGACUUCUGUCUACAAAGGAACUUUCGAAGUAUUAUUUUAUUGAACCUCAUGUUACAGAGAGCAACGAAAAAAUGUGUUUUCUCUUGCGGGCAGAGGCGUAGCCAGGAUUUCUGGUCAGGAGGGGCCAGCAAAAACCCAGGUGGGGCCAACAAAUUUUUCGCACCACAACAUUUUAAAUCCCCCCCCCCCCCGUCGACAACUUUUUGGGUAAAAAAUUUUUCCGGACAAUAACAUUACAAAUGUCAAUUGCUUUCCGAUGCUUCACCACGAAGAUUCCGACAAAAUUGAGCCCGCCGAGCCCGCGUUAAAAAUUCACUGGUAAAAAACCCAUAUUGAAAUAAUUAGGGUUAGAAAAGGUAUGUGUUUCAAGCUGUGUGCCACAAAUAAGCGAACAAGAUUUUAGGUUGAACACCGAUGCGCAGCAAAGCAUAUAUUCUACAGAAUUUUUGCAUUAUUGACAGCAUGAAGCUAUAUAAUCGAGGAUUCCCUUUUUUAUACAAUAGAUUUUAUCAGAGGGGGCCCAAAAUUUUGCCAUGGGGGGGGGGGGCGGGCCCCCCAGCCCUGGCUACGCCUCUGCUUGCGGGUUUCCAACUCGCGUGUCCGGGUUUCUAGAUUGUCGUUGUAUCGAGACAACAGAGAUUGAAAACGAGUUUUAUAGAAUUACGUUCAUUUUAUAUGCAUGUACGAAAUGUUUUCCUAUAACAACUAAAACUUGCUUUGAAGCUAGACGUGCAUACAGUGUUUUAAUUUGAUUGUAUAGUCAUCCUACGCCAAACUCGAUCUCAUGUCAAUUUUGACACUGCAAUAAGAAAUCACUGAUUCAUCUUCUCUACCGCCGGAUUCGAUCUCGUGUCGUCACCAUCGGGGUUUAUACCGCCGCUCUUCCAUAUGAGCUUUUGAGCCAACGGGAUUUACAAGCGAAUUUCAGCCAAUUAAGUACAUUUCUCUUGAAAUACGUGGGAUGUUUCAUUUCUGUUGCAGAAUCAUCAUCAGUCCGAGAGAUUUUUAAAAAUUAUUUUUCCAGAUAGUUUUUACCAAUCACUGGGAAAAUCUACGAAAUCCAUGCUACGAAAUUUGCAAUUGCACCACUAAUUCCAUAGUAUAUCCAUACUAUUUCGAUACUAUAUUCGAUACUAUGGAAAUAUACAAUUAUUAUGGAUAAUCAAAAUCCAUUCUAUUUCCAAUAAAGGUCCAUGCAAUUUCCAUUCCAUGACCUUCUAUGGAUUUUCAACUUUUUUUCCAGUGAAUCUGCGCCCAUUUCUAACAGUGGGUCUUGUAAAUAUUUUAAUUUUGAUGCAAUUACACUGGACCUGCCACAAGUCCGCUUCAGAAUUUUUUCCCUAUAUAGCUUUAUUGCGCGAGUAAAAAUCGAAAUAAAAAUGACGUCUUUGUAAAGGACUUUGCGAACGUCACAUGCUCUCGAUGAGCAGUAAUAUCCAUCGCAAAAAAUGAAUCAAAAUUUAAAAUGUUAUUUAAAUUAAACAUACACAUACUGCAUGCAUGCUUAAUUCCUAGUAUAGUCUGCAUCCAUUUCUAUCUCUAAAUUGUAUGUAUACUACGCGUUCCUUGUUUUAAUGUCUUCAUAAUUGAUAGUGUAUAGAGCACAUUUGACCUGUUACGAUAUGUUAUACACCAAGGUUGUCUAUUGAUAUGAUAUCGAAAGAGUGAAACAACUAGAAUUACAUGCUGUGGCGGUGGCUAUGCUGUAUUAAUAUGCACAUUAGCUAGUUAUAUAUAUUAUUUUCUAAAAUUAAUUAACCUUUUGUUCAUUUAUUUAAAAAACGUACAGCUGCACGAUUUACUUGCCGUGGUAUAAUUUUUUAAAGGAAAAAAAGAUAAAAAUAAAAUCGUAUUAUGAAAUUAUAAUUUUAAAAUAUUUUUCCCGUAUUUAUGAUCUGAGCAUAAAGAAUUGCGAGGACAUUAUUUAUUUCCUGUCGAUUGUUUAUGGUCUGAGAAUUAUAUAUACAUCAUUUCGUUGUGCAUUCAGAGACGCACUGCUGAAGGUCCAGACACACCGGACGCGAUUCGACAACGCGACGCGAUUUUUUAGUUUUUAAAAGUUAGUAAAACAGCCAAUUAGAACAAAUUUUGAAAGAUAUGUAGACCAAAUAACUCAAAAUGUUAUAGCGCUUCUCAAUAUUUGGAAAAUUUAAACUAGGAUCAAAGUUAUCGGUCAGUGAAAAUCGAAAAAUCGCGUCGCGUUGUCGAAUCGCGUCCGGUGUGUCUGGACCUUGACACUAGAGGUGUGCAAAUCCGAUCCGAAUCCGAUCCGAUCGGAUUCGUUCGGAUUUCGGAACUAAAAUAUACAUUUCGGAUCGGAUUGAUAAAGUUGUUUCAUAGUCGGAUCGGAUCGGACUUCGAUAUUCGAAAUAAAAUGAAUUAAUUAUCCACGCAUUAUCGCUGCAAGAAUUAAUUAUCCAUGCAUUUAUCAUAGCAUUAUCGCGGUUGUCGUUGCAUUAUUCGUUUGAUACUUCAAUUGGACGUCACUUUGUCAGCUUCUUGACAUGUAUUUCUUGCUUUUAUAUUUAUUUGGUUAAAUAUUUCAACUUGAAUGAGAAAUUUAUUUUAUUAAAGGAUUCUUCGGAUCGGAUCGGAUCAAAAUGCUUUAUCAAAGCUCGGAUCGGAUCUGAUUCGGAUUAGACAAUUUCGGAUCGGAUUUUAAGCAUUAGCCAAUUGUUGGAUUAUAAACGUCCAAUCCGAUCCGAUGCACACCUCUACUUGUCCGUGUUGUCAAAUUCGUCGCUUGCUUAAGCUGUCUAUUUCUUGCCAGCAUGCAUGUAUAGCUUUGCUAAAGCCCAUUUUCCACUAGGCGAAUUUGUUCGCGCGAACAGUGAAAAAAUAGGAACUGAUGCUCAAGAUUUGUUUUUCGCUUCGCGCGAAAUUCGCAUAGUGGAAAAUGGGCUUUAUGCUGAAUAGGACGUUUUGAGCAAAGUCAAACAGAGAAAUCAAUCUCGCCAGAAUUGUCAUUGUUCAUGCAUGCACUAAUACUUUUUAUCCGUCAAUUUACUGGAUUAAUUUUACGAGCAUAUUCCCAUAUUAACAACUUUAAGUACAAUCAUAUAAUCCUAAUCCAAAACCGAAUCCUAAUUUCUAACCAAUCCUAAUGCGAUAUUGGAAAUAUUGAAGGACGCCCAUCCUUUGCUUGCAAUAUUUACAUGCAUAUGUCACUUUUGGAGCCAAUUGCAACCUUCUUUGACCUUGUUGCUCACGUUUCCAUCUUUAAUAUAGGUUUUUGUUGAAGGAUGAGCUGAUUGUAGUGCAAACUGAAGAUGAUCUCAAAAAAAUUCUAGUUGAUUCAAAAGGAAAGGAAAAUAUCAUACUGACGAAUGUCAAAGAAAUUGGAAUGAAAGGUGGAAAAGAAUUUUUUAAUAAAAGGUUAUAUAACAGUGGCGGGAUGGGAAAAGUAGGGGAAUGGGGAAGGGGUGGUAGGACGAGUUCAGAAUAUGUGAGAACUAAUUGUGUCCUGGGGGCAUGGGGAAUGUUGAAACCUAGACUCGCUGACAUGCACAUUCUUGCAUUUUGGUUUCUGAAUUCUGAUUUCAUAGUCAAUGUGAUACACAAUUAAAAGACCACGCAUUUCACAAAAAGACUGAGUCAAAUAAAGAUAACCGUCUUUAUAGUGAUGAAGGACAACGAAGAUGCUUAUUCGUUUGAUACUGUAAUUCGUUGCACCAGACGAAUUACAUCGGAGACGCAUAAUACGUUCAGACUCAUCUCUAGUUUUAAAACAGCUUAUGACAAGAAAAACAACCUAGUUGUAAACCAUAUCUGAGCCUAAUCGUACAGUAACUAAUUGAAUUCAUUGCCAGCUCAAAGCCCUUAAUGGCUUAGUAUAACAAAAAAACCCUCAAGGAUUAUAUAUUACUAACUAAUAACCUAACCAUACCCCUUGUCGUUCCCUUUAGAUCAUCGGAAUCUUUUGGAAGUAGCUUUUGCUUAUGGAGACUCAUUCAAGUUUUAUUUAUCAACAAAACUUCCAAAGUAUGUGAAAUGACUUCUUGGACGAUGACGUCAUUAAAUUACUACGGUAUCAAAUGAAUACAACAAUAACUCCGAAAUCGGAUACAAGGACAUGCUAAAUCAACUUCAUUUAUACUAAAUGAAACCCAGUCAAACGAGGAUGAGACUUGGCAGUCACGCAUUCCUCCGAGGGACACUUCAAGCUCUAGAUUAACAAAAUAAACCUUUGAAGAGUGUGUCGCGUGACUGGCAACUUUCGUGCAUUCUCAACCUCGUUUUGAAUUUUGAACGUUCUGGGCUUAAGUCUAUAUCAACUCGAUUAUUCUGCCUGCGUGGAGGUCCAGUAAACGUCAUCCCUUGUUGGUCAUGUUGUGUUACUGCUUAACUGCAGGAUGAAACAAGAGUACCCGAAGAAAUUUUAUUCAGGUUUUUAAACGUGUUUUUGAAGGCGUAUGACUGUAUUCAAUGAUCAACGAGUUUUCUAUAUGCAUUCGAUGAAUGGAUGGUAUAUAUAAGAUGGAUAUUGAAACCUCUCUGUGAAGCCAUGGGAAACGUUUUGUUAAUUGGUUUUCAUUAUUUUUUUUCAUUUACCACGAGAAUAACUUUUUUCUUUAACCAACAGAGAUAUGUAUGGAGCCAGCAGCAAACUGAAGGCGUUUUUAUGCAAAGAGAAAGACUGUGACGUUCGCCAUUAUGACAAUGAAUUCCGAGUUAUAUCCUUGGCUUCUUUCAUUCAAUCUCUGACAUUACCACAAGCAGUAAGUUUCUCUCUUUUCACGGAACAGACUUCAUGCAUAAUGACGUCACAAGGUGUGAUGCGCGCGGGGAAUUCUGGUCUUAGUAGUCACGGUGGGAAAAUAAUCCAACAUGGCCAUUGCGAGUGUGCUGCUGUUCUUUCUCGUCUUUUAGAGGCUGUUCAAGCCAAUGAAGACCCUAGUUCUUUUCAGAACUCUUACACAGGGCUUCAAGAGUUUUGACAGCCCUGAAAGUAAGGGCAACAGUCGGAUUUUGUCCACCAGUAGGAGUACAAGUGGUUUUACGUGUCUUUAUUCUCUGCCUUUAUUGUUAGUCGAUAAUUCGUUGGUGUAGGUUUUAGAACAUUCAAAUGUGGCAGCAAAUAUGGCUGACUCUUGAGAUAUUUAUAAGUGAUCUCCAAAAUUUAAUCUAUAUUGGCCCAUAUUUUUCGGAAUCCUAUUGAAAAAACAAUUCUAUUUCUUCUAUUAAACGAGGUUAAUCAUUAGGGAGUGGUCAUUAUUUAUGGGGUGGUAGGGGGUGGAUAAUUUUUUAAGCACAAGCUAAAAUUUUCCAUAACCCCUCUCUUGAGCAAUUGUUGAAAUUCACAACCCCUCCUUCACACGUUCAAAAAAAAUGUCAACCCCUCCUCAAGGAAAUCGUUUUAACAAAUACAGUAUAAACAUAAAUUAAAACAAAAUAAACGUUGAGUUUUAACAUUGUAAUUUCAACUUGAAACAAAAAGUCUUCUAUUGACCUUGCACUUAAAAAAAUUAAAAAAUAAGACCAACGUUAUUAUUUUGGCGCACUAGAUUUUUAUAAAUUUAAUAUAAGGGCUGAGAUUAAAGUUGUCUGUUUUACCGCUUUGCAUGUGAUAACACAAUUUAGUAUAAUUACAUAGGUGAUUAUUGAAAAUUCUCCACGCUGAUUGGUUGCCGUUGAAGCGAUUUUAUAUAACGUGAUAAUCACCUAAGCGGUUUUCAAAUGGCGGCAGAAGCCGUUUUGUCAAUUUAGAUGACGAAGAAAUCGGUGUAUUUUUUAUUUUUUCCCAAAUAAUCACCUACGACAUUUUACUAAAACAAUUAUUCACCUCAGGCUCGGUGAGUAUCGUGAAUAAAAACCUUGACUUCAUCUCGGUUUUUAUUCACCAAUAAUUUCCUCGCCUUCGUCGAAUAUUUAACAAUUAUUUCGAUUUGUCAAGUUUGUUUAUGUAUCAAUUAUUUUGUUUGUGCAUUAGUUAUUUUGUUUGUUUUUAAUUAUUUAUCAAAACUGUUUUAAGACUAUUUUUCUAGUAACCCCUCCUUCUUUAAGUUAAGAAUCAACAUAACCCCUCCUUCAGCAACCUUCAAAAUUUUGUAACCCAUCCUCAAAAUCAUCCACUCCCUACCACCCCAUAAAUAAUGACCACUCCCUUAUAUCUUGUGAAAUGUUGCGUUUUUUAUGCAAAUUCAUCAGAUGCAGCCAAAUGUAAACAUAAAAUGUAAACACAGGCGUGCAAAGGAUCACUGGCAUGAUACUCACUCUUUAAAUAAAGCAUUUUACAUAUUGCCUUUUCACUUAUGGCCUGAUGCAAGUCCACGUAUAUGAAAUAAUAAUUUCACAUUGUGAAAUUAAUUUUCAUAUAUAAACUUUAGGCAUUAUUUUCGUGAAACUUAUAGUUCAUAUGUAAUGUUUUUAGAAGGGAUAUUUUUUGUUGUUCUAGAUUAUCCUUGGUGAGGACAAGAAAAUCCCGUACACAAAUAAAGACUUGGUAUCAAUCCCGAUCAAUCGAGUGUAUAUGUUUGUGAAGGAUCUAAAGGACCCUGAGGGAUAUCGAGCGGAACUUGAGGAAGUGGCAGCAAAAGUGAGAUCUGCAGUUGGCUUUAUUGUUGUGCAAGU
Molecule: messenger RNA, 13952 nt
Organism: Paramuricea clavata
Lineage: Eukaryota; Metazoa; Cnidaria; Anthozoa; Malacalcyonacea; Plexauridae
Source: the annotation of a GenBank genome assembly